Molecule: messenger RNA, 374 nt
Organism: Serpula lacrymans var. lacrymans S7.9
Lineage: Eukaryota; Fungi; Basidiomycota; Agaricomycetes; Boletales; Serpulaceae
Exons: 3
Source: RefSeq, a predicted model, not a curated record
ACGGGAUUGAAACUAGAGCAGCUUAGGUCACCAUUCGACUCUCUUUGCUUCCCAACACUCGUCAACCGCAUUUGCGGAGUAAAAAAUCAGCGAAAAAUAUCAGUCUAAGGUCAAACAUCGAUGUUGAUGACAGGACCUACACAGACCUUCCACAUUUUUGCUGGGAAUCCCUCAGAAUCUGCGUCUUUGAAAGGACAUAAAGCGAAAACUCCCAUUAUUGCAGGCAGCAUCUGUGGAACGUUACUCGGCAUUGCAUGGAUAAUCGGCUUCACCGCCUACUUCAUAACGCGUCGGAAGCGGAAGGCAAGGGAAGCUAGAGUAGCUGCAGGGUUGGAGCCUUCGAAAGAGCCGAAGAAACCUCAACGAUAUAUUAU